GGGUGCCCGGGCGGGGCGGGGGCGGCUCCCGGGGGCGCCACGGGUCAGUCCUGCCUCCGGGAUCUGGGGCCCGGCACCCCCGAGAAGCGAGCGCGUGGGUGCCGCGCGGACGCCCCGGCCCCGACCUGGAAGCCCGUGGCGCAGAUGCGUUGCCCGCGGCCAGGUGGCGAUGGGAGGAUGGCGAGCGGCCCGCCGGGGGCCGCGACUCCGCCGCGUGAAGGGAGCACCGACGUCUGAGUGCCAUUAGCUGCUGUCAGACCGCGUUCUGACCGAAGCCUGCGGGAAGGGCUGGGCCUGUGGGCAGAGGAGGGUGGACGCGCCCGGCCUCCCCCUCCUCCGCCUCAGGCCAGAGCAGCAAGUGGGCGGCCAGAGAGGGAGCUAGCAGAAAUCCCCCUGCAGGCCCUCAGGCUACAAGCCAUGUGAUGGGACGCAGACGCCCUCGGCAGUGCUUCCCCAGAGCCUGUAACCAACUUUGCUGCUCCGAUUUUACACGUCCUGAACUUCCAGUUCUGUGUUUCCAGCCACAAUUCAGGCAACCUAUAAAUGACAAUUGACAGGCAAAACUAGAGAACCAUUUGCUGUUCCUCCUCUCCUGUGGUGGCCCAAGCCACAGGGCCUGUACCCUGCGAUAACACCACUGGCCCUGGGCCGUCAUCCUCUCUGCCAGGCACGGGCAGCACUUGCCCGGUAACGCCUGCUAACCACAGCACCCCUGCGAGCCCAGCGCUCGACAUCCCCGUUGUGCAGAGUAGGGACGGUCUCGGGGUGAGGACCUGGCCAAGGUCACUCCUGGUGAACGACAGCACGAGGGUUCAGGCCCCGCAGGGGAGCCCAGAGCCGGUGCCGGCUGCCUGGUCCCCAGCACGUGGCCUGUCAAGUUGCUGAAGAGAACGGCUCCCGUCUGCCCUGUGGACACCCUCUCCCUCGUCCUGUCCUGUUGUGGUUGCCACUCGGGGACUUAUUCACCCUGGAUAAAGCAGCCACAGAAGUGCAGGCAGGCAUGGGCAUCCCAGAUAAAAGCCGGACGGCCCUCGCCUCCCCCGGGACUCAGCCUCGGCCUCCCAGGCCUAGGCACCCGCGACGCCUACGCUGACUGCCGCCCGGGCCCGAUGCCGGUCCUGCCCAUCCCCCGGCGGGUGCGCUCCUUCCAGGGCCCGCACACCACCUGCCUGCACGCCGCCUGCGGCCCGGCGCGCGCCUCCCGCCCGGCCCGCACCAAGUACAACAACUUCGACGUGUACGUCCGGGCGCGCUGGCUGUACGGCUUCAUCCGCUUCCUGCUCUACUUCAGCUGCAGCCUCUUCACGGCCGCGCUGUGGGGCGCGCUGGCCGCCCUCUUCUGCCUGCAGUACCUGGGCGUGCGCGUGCUGCUGCGCUUCCAGCUCAAGCUGUCGGCGCUGCUGCUGCUGCUGGGCCGCCGGCGCGCGGACUUCCGCCUCCUCAACGAGCUGCUGGUCUACGGCGUCCACGUGACCACGCUGCUGGUCGGGGGCCUGGGCUGGUGCUUCAUGGUCUUCGUGGACAUGUGAGGGCGCCGCGGGCUCUUCCGGGGACGGUUUCUGGCGACCCGGCCGUAGAUGCACCUACGGCGGGCGCUUUUCUCGACGCGGUAGGUCAGGGCCCUUUCGGCGCCGUGUCAGAGGCAUAACCCACCCCCGACCCCUGCGUCUCUGGCUCAGGAAAGGGCUGAGACUUCUGUGAAGGGGACACUGGCGCCCUCUUUCCUGCUGGCCUUUGCUCGGAUCCUUUCUGUGUGUGGUUUCGGUGCCGCGUCCCCUGCACCACCUGCUUGCGGUUCCAGCCUGCACUUUCUAAGCUAUUCCCGGGGCGGGGCCGGGGGGGGUAUGGGUCCAGUCUGUACUUGGAGAGCCUGUGUCCCUGUCCCCUCUCCAGGGCAGUGGUGUCACCAGUGGUGUGGGAGGUCCCCGGGAGGGGUGUGCUACCCAGGUGCACAUCUGGAGGGGAGAUCCUGGCCGCACAGCCCCCUCCUGUGCGCCCCCGGCCCCUGCCCCAGCCUUAGGGAAGCGUCAGGCUCCACCAGCUGAUGCACCACACUGCCAUCAAGCUCUUCACUCCGCCCUGGGCCACCGAGUCCUCGCUCAGCCCACGGACUCUCCUCCAUUUGUUACCCUGCGAGGCGUGGGUGUCCUGAGUCCCAGGCCGGGCUUCAGUGGCACCUCGGUUUGCUUGGCAGUUCCUAGGUCAGGGGCCAGCCCCGGGGAGUGCCGGGUCCAGGGCACAAGUCUCUUCCUCCCGGGCAGGUCUGUUGAGAAUGUCAGCUGGAUGUUGUCAUCUCUUCAAGUGUGGAUUUCUGGGGAGGUAACUCAGUUUUCUUUCUAGCCUUGGGGGACUUUCAUUCUCUUCCCCUCAGGGAACGUCCAGGUUCAAGACGUGUCUGUUGGAAGAAACACCUCUUGGAAUCAGGGUUGCCCCAGGGCUGGACCUCCGAGUGAGGGGCUCGGCGGCCCCUUUGUCCCUGCCUCGGCGGUUGUUAGAGCAGCUGGGAGUACAAAGCAAAAAUGAAUGUGGGCCUGGAAAGAACCAGUGGUCCAGGGGGGCUUUCGGUUGCAGAGAGAACAUACCAGAGGGCCAGCAUUUUGCCCAGACCCCUCACCCUGGCCUCCAUCAGUUGGGGACAGGGUAGCCGCAGGCCUUGUGGGCAGGCGAGGGGCACUCUGUCAGCUGGGACAACAGCCAGAGGCGGGACAUAGGGCCCCAUACUGAGGGUGACAGGGAGGCCGAUGCUACUUCACCCCACACCCGCGGGCACGGGCGGUAGUCCCUUCAACCCUGCCUGGCCGGGUCCCCCAGUGGCCAGGGGGAGCUGUGGGGGCAGUUGUGUGCCACUGGAAAAAAAAGCCAAAUCAGGUAAAGAAGGCAAAAAACACUUGGCUGUAAACUGUGGUCUUUAAUUUGUAGCCAGUUUUUGUCGGACGACUGUCCACUCGAGGUCAGUGGACGGCUCCUUCGAGGGAAGUGGGAGUGAGUCUGUCCCCGUCACCCGGACGGCAGGCGCGGAGCCGACCCACGUGGACCCCCCUCCUCGGCGCUGCAGAGCACGUUUUGCACCAAAUCAUGCUGUUUCCUAAAAGCUUUGUUUUGUGUUAGUUGACUCACGUUACUCUGAGGUGGGCAUGUGUCCACGGGGCUGGGGCAGCAGGGGGGUCACGGUGGUGCGGACAAAACGCUGCUUGGUGUCUUGAGUGCCUGUGAAAUUCUUUAUGAAAUGAGCCACCUGCAUUAAACUUAUUUUUUUAACACGUUGACAGCA
Molecule: messenger RNA, 3271 nt
Organism: Balaenoptera musculus (blue whale)
Lineage: Eukaryota; Metazoa; Chordata; Mammalia; Artiodactyla; Balaenopteridae
Gene: TMEM250
Product: transmembrane protein 250
Exons: 2
Coding region: 1110-1529 (139 amino acids)
Source: RefSeq, a predicted model, not a curated record